Molecule: messenger RNA, 2084 nt
Organism: Drosophila obscura
Lineage: Eukaryota; Metazoa; Arthropoda; Insecta; Diptera; Drosophilidae
Product: protein 5NUC
Exons: 7
Coding region: 4-1854 (616 amino acids)
Biological process (GO): AMP catabolic process
Cellular component (GO): plasma membrane
Molecular function (GO): nucleotide binding; metal ion binding; 5'-nucleotidase activity
Source: RefSeq, a predicted model, not a curated record
UACAUGAAAUGGUACAUGGGCAGAGAGAACAGAUCAGUUGGCCCAGCGAACGAUAAACAAGCCGUAAAUGGGGAUCCCAUAUACUCCUCAAAGAUGUUCCUACACUGGGUUUACUGCAUCCUAGUAAUUCUGCUGGCCCACCACGCUCAGGGAAAUCCCAUUGAACGCAAGGCAAAAGUGGCCACUGAGUUCAUAAUUCUGCACAACAAUGAUAUGCACGCCCGGUUCGAGCAGACGAACGUUAACAGCGGCCCAUGCUCCCAGGAGGAUGCCAAUACGGACAAGUGCUAUGGAGGAUUCGCCCGAGUGGCCUAUGAGGUGCGCAAGUACCGCCAGGAGGCGGCGAAUGGAGGAACUCCCGUGUUUUACCUGAAUGCUGGCGACACUUACACUGGAACCGCUUGGUUUACCAUCUUCAAGGACAAGAUCGCCAGCGCAUUCCUUAACAAACUUCAACCAGAUGCUAUUUCGCUGGGUAACCACGAGUUCGAUGAGAAAGUCGAGGGGCUAAUACCAUUCCUUAACGAGGUCAACUUUCCGGUGGUGACCUGCAAUCUCGAUAUGAGGAAUGUGCCCGAGUUGGCUGCCACAAAACAUUUGGUGCCCUCCACGAUCCUGGAGACCCAGGGCGCCAGGAUAGGUGUGAUUGGCUAUUUGACGCCAGAUACUAAGAAGCUUACCCUCCAGAGUGAGGUGGAGUUCUACGAGGAAGUGGUUUCCAUCAAUGCUGAGGCGAAGAAGCUGAAGGCGCAGGGCAUCAAGAUUAUCAUUGCCUUGGGCCAUUCUGGCUAUCUGAAGGAUCAGGAGAUAGCCAAGAGCUGCCCGGAGGUUGAUAUCGUGAUUGGCGGCCACACAAACACUUUCCUCUACAACGGAGCCCAGCCCGAUGCAGAACACAUCGACGGUCCCUACCCCACGCUGAUUAAGCAGAAGAGCGGCAAGGAGGUGCCUGUGGUGCAGGCCUAUGCCUACACCAAAUAUCUGGGCAAGAUCCAUGUGCAGUUCGAUGCGGAGGGAAAUCUGAUUGAGUUCGAUGGGGCGCCCAUACUGCUGAAUGCCUCGGUGGCCCAGGAACAGGAUCUGCUGGACCUGCUGGAGGUGUACCGACCCAGUGUGAUACAUCUGGAGAAGUCGGUGAUGGGGCACACAAAAGUCUACCUAGAGGGACGUAAGCAGGUGUGCCGCGACAGGGAGUGCAACCUGGGGAACAUGAUCACCGACGCGAUGGUCUUCAGUCGGGUGCGGGAGGAGCAGGGUGGUGACUACUGGACCGAUGCUGCAAUCGCUGUUAUGUCGGCAGGCGGCAUACGCAGCUCAAUCGAGAAAAGGUCAGACGGCUCGAUCACCGACAGCGACAUACUGUCCGUCCUGCCCUGGGGCAAUAAGCUCUUUAUGACAAGAGUAUCUGGAAAGACGCUACGCAAUGCCCUUGAGCACGGGGCGGCUGCCCGUGGCAAGGACUCGGACGGUCCCUUCCUGCAGGUCUCCGGAAUCCACGUGGUCUACAACCCCAGCAAACCCGAGGGCCAGCGCGUCGUCUCGGUGCAGGUUCGGUGUGCUGCCUGCCGCAUUCCCACCUACAGUGACCUCGACGACGCGGCCUUCUACAAUGUGAUUGUGAAUGAGUUUAUGUUCGAUGGAGGCGAUGGGCACGUCAUCCAUGAGGCCCACAACCCACAGCACCAGCGCCUGCAGCACAAGGACAGUGAGUCAGUGCGACAGUAUCUACGGGAUCGCAACUACAUCUAUCCGGAGGUUGAAGGUCGCAUUAUAUUUACGAGUGCUGCGGGUGGCCUCUUUGCCUCCGCGGCCCUGCUUCUGGUCUCCUUCUUGGUGAUGCGUGUCCUUAGUUAAGCUUCUGUUGCACUUUGAAUAUUAAACUUUUAGUGUGUGUGUGUGUCCUUUUAAACAUUUCUCACCCAUGAAAUCAGCAUAAAAUUAAAAAUUAAUAAUGAUCUUUAUUUCAUAUGUAGUAUUUCCGAUUUUGGGAUUUCACGACUUAUGAAAGAGUUCCAAAGACCUUAAAGACAGCUCGCUCGAUGUCAUCAAUAAACCAAUGGGAUUCCACGAGGUAGUCACCUUCC